Molecule: messenger RNA, 1520 nt
Organism: Malania oleifera
Lineage: Eukaryota; Viridiplantae; Streptophyta; Magnoliopsida; Santalales; Ximeniaceae
Exons: 5
Coding region: 358-1224 (288 amino acids)
Biological process (GO): transcription initiation at RNA polymerase II promoter
Cellular component (GO): transcription factor TFIIE complex
Source: RefSeq, a predicted model, not a curated record
AAAUAUUUUCCUUAAAAACUCCAGAUGAGCAAGCAGCGGAGAUUUGUUGAACGACCUGCUAGGGCACUGGGCGACCCCUCCUGGCAUACUCCCAGCAUUCGAACCUCUCACACGGCCAGCGAGCAGCGGAGCUUUGUUGAACGACCUGCUAGGGCACUGGGCGACCCCUCCUGGCAUACUCCCAGCAUUCGAACCUCUCACACGGCCUCCUAGUCUUCUUCGCCGGCCAUCUCAGCCUUCAGCGACAACGAUCCGGGCUGGAUUCUGUCUAGUCUCGAACUUGAAGUCUCUUCUCUGCCCGUCUGCCCAAGGGUCGAAGACUCGAGGUAAUAAUUGUUGAAACAUUCUUAUGCUCAGAUGGCAUUGCAAGAGAGUUUAAAUAAAUUUAAGAAGCAGCAAGAGAAGUGCCAGUCAACCCUCACAAGCAUUGCAGGGAAGGCAGGAUCCUCCAAGGUUGCACCAGCUCAGAAAACUGGACUUGCAGGCGCAUCAUCUUCAACUCAGACAAAGGUGCCCGCUCCUGCAGUUAAAUUCUCCAAUGAUACGGAGAGGCUUCAACACAUCAACAGCAUACGAAAAGCCCCUGUUGGAGCUCAGAUCAAGCGUGUCAUAGAUCUGCUACUAGAGACAAGGCAAGCCUUCACACCAGAGCAAAUAAAUGAAGCAUGCUAUGUUGAUAUAAAUGCAAACAAAGCUGUCUUUGACAGCUUGAGGAAUAAUUUGAAAGUACACUAUGAUGGGAAGCGCUUCUCUUACAAGUCCAAGCAUGAUUUGAAGGACAAAAGUCAGUUACUUGUUUUAAUACGGAAAUUCGCUGAGGGUAUCGCUGUCAUUGAUCUUAAGGAUGCGUACCCAACCGUGAUAGAGGAUUUACAGGCAUUGAAAGCUGCCGGUCAAGUUUGGCUGCUAUCAAACUUCGAUUCACAGGAAGACAUUGUUUACCCAAAUGAUCCUCGUGCAGUCAUCAAGGUGGAUGAUGAUAUCAAACAGCUUUUCCGUGGGAUUGAGCUGCCACGUGAUAUGCUUGAUAUCGAGAAGGAUCUUCAAAAGAAUGGGAUGAAACCUGCUACCAACACAGCAAAGAGGAGGGCCAUGGCCCAGGUUCAUGGCAUUCCUUCUAAACCCAAGGCCAAGAAGAAGAAGCAUGAGAUCAGCAAGCGGACCAAGCUCACUAAUGCCCACCUUCCAGAGCUCUUCCAGAAUCUUACUGUUCCUGAUAAGUGAACGAGCCCGAGCUGUUGCUGGAAAUUGUCGUGUUGAGGUCGAGACGUUGCCUGCCUGAAUAUUUCUCCUAUGCUUUUAUAUAGAUGGGGUUCAAAUAGCUUCCUAUUGCCAUUCAGAAUGAUAAUGCCCCCUCUUUUUGCUGUUGAGGAAUACGUGACAUUUUUUUUUAACCUUGUUUAAUGUAAAUCUGUGCAAUAUUUACUAAUGAAGAGCCUGUACGUCACCCAAGCUCAAGCCUGUAAUUAGAAGUCAUCAUGUUGGUUGAACAUUAAUACAAGGACGGGAAAUUCGAGUUA